Messenger RNA from Pygocentrus nattereri (red-bellied piranha), 4605 nucleotides. RefSeq names its product DNA replication helicase/nuclease 2 (gene dna2). Bases 258 to 4433 code for a protein of 1391 amino acids. The record is from RefSeq and is a predicted model, not a curated record. Gene Ontology annotation, molecular function: single-stranded DNA helicase activity; 5'-flap endonuclease activity. Gene Ontology annotation, cellular component: cytoplasm. The transcript has 23 exons. Lineage: Eukaryota; Metazoa; Chordata; Actinopteri; Characiformes; Serrasalmidae. Gene Ontology annotation, biological process: replication fork reversal.
GUGGAUGCGGACGCAGAGCUGGGUCUCUUUCCUUCGUUUGACUGAAGAUCGCUGGUUUUUUAGCUGCUCCUUUGGUUCGUGGUGAACAGCUGCUUGAGUGCAGCCUGAUCGAGAUGAAUUCUCUGAGUGGAAGUCGUUGUUAGGUUACCUGAACUAAAAGCAGCUGUUGCUGUGAGUCUUCAGGUCAACCCGCUCAGGAAAGUUGGACAUUGCGCCAAGUUACUUGAUAACGCCUCUUUUCUUAAAUCACAGCGUCGAUGAUGUUGAAAAGCAGAUGUAAGAAAAGCUCGGUGAGCAGCGGACUGCAGUCCAACAUUUCUACCUUUUUCUUCUCAAAGGUGGCUCCAAAAUCCCCAAAAGGAGGUACAGCCUUGCGUUCAGUUGCAAGUAUAGCUGAUGUGGUGAUGACGCGUACCAAGGAAAAUGCAAGCGUCCCGCUUUCCCCCUUCACCAUACCAGAGACCCCUGAAGGUCAGACAAAAUCGCAGUGUCCAGCACGGACGUCCCCAGAUGGUCCAAGCUCCCCUGUCUCUCGAAGUCCACGUUCCCGAGGCUUUGGCUGUAAGGCUAACCUGAUGGGCAGCAGGUCAAUGCAGCCACAGGACAAGACGAGCCCAAAAUCCGGAGACACUUUUACAGCAAAGAAUGGUUUUGGUCAUUUUGGCUCUGUGAAAAGAUUAAUGCAUGGUUCAGAGAACCUCCAUAAAGCCAAGCGCCUUAGAACCAGGCCGCCUCUGAAGGAUCCUGAGAAAGACCUGAGCUCACCAGGAGAUGACCUGAAUAAAUUCCUCCAAAUCAUUCGUGAGUCUACUGAUGUAAAAGAUGACACUUCACAGAAAGGCUGCUUAAAGUCUAUUGAGAAGAAGUCUGACAAAGCUGAGAAGAUUGUUUCUCAGAAGACCAUAUUGGGAUCAAAGUUGUCUGAAAUAAAUAUAGGAACGACGAUGUCAGAGAAGUCAUUUCGUGCUGCAGGGCCAACAUCAAAACUCUCAAAAGCCAGCAAUCGUCAUAAAAGUAGCUCAAGUGAAGAUGAGAAAGAGAACGCAUUUCCUCUCAACAAAGAAACAAAGACACAUGUGUCUGAACUGUCAGGAGACACUCAGUGUGAUCUUGUGGUGUCGUACAGUUCAUGGAUACGUAAUAAUGAGAAGGCUGUUUUCAGUUGUCCAGUCAAUGAGAAGAAAUCCUUCAGUGGACUUGUUGAAGAUCAAGUGAAAAACCUUGCUGACAAUGAAAAGGUGCUCUCAGUCUCUGAGGAGAACUUUGGUGUUUUGGAGGACAGCUGGUUUGAUGAUGGGAUGGAGCAAAGCUUUGGAGAGCCAAAACACCAAAUAUCAAAACUUGAAAAAAGGAUUCCAGAACAUGCUGUACUUUCUGGAGGACUUUAUAACCGGUACUGGGUUCUAGAUGUGAAAGAAACUACUGGAUAUCAAGGCUGCACUGAGAAACAUUUAACCAUCACCUUUUCAAGGACUGCACAGUCCACAGAGACAUGCAUCCUGAAAGAUGGAUGGGAAACCACUCAAGUUGCUGUGGGGGACAUAAUUCACUUGGAAGGGGAGAACAUGUCUGGCAUGUGGGUGAUCGACAGGAACUCUGGUUACCUGGUGCUGCUGCCUGAUUUGCUUAUCUCUGGGACCAGCAUUGCUAGCAGUAUCCGCUGCAUGAGAAGAGCUGUACUUGGAGAAAUGUUUAAGACCUUUGAUGGUGGCAGCAAGCAGAUGCUGAAUGGAACCAUAGUUCAUGACAUCUUCCAAAAAGCUGCUAUGUCUUUGGACUUCUCACCAGAGACACUAGAGAAACUUGCCAGUGAAGCACUGCUCAACCCCAACUACCUUGGACAAAUGUACAGUUUGAAACUGACUCAAGCAGAUAUGAAGGGGGAGGUAGAAGAAUAUCUUCCUGCUUUGUCUGGAUGGGCAAAUGACUACCUCCACACGUCUGCACUAGCAGGGCAGAAACAACUGACUCUUAAGCUUCCUAGUGAUGGGUCCUUGAGCCGCCAGGACUCAGCUUGCAGUGUCACUGUCACUGACUUUGUUGACAUUGAGGAGAAUAUCUGGUCUCCACGGUUUGGUCUGAAGGGAAAGAUUGAUGUGACUGCAGAGGUGAGGAUCCACCGACGUGGCAGGAAGCACACGGAGAAGGUUGUGCCUUUGGAGCUGAAGACUGGAAAGGAGUCCAACUCCAUUGAGCAUCGCAGUCAGGUCAUCUUGUAUACUCUCAUGAGUUCGGAGAGACGGGUAGAUGCCGAGGCAGGUUUUCUUGUCUACUUGAAGACUGGCAAUCUACAUCCUAUAGUGGGUAACCACAUGGACAGAAGAGAACUGAUCAAACUGAGGAACACGCUGGCUCAUCAUCUUGGUAAGAGCAUUGUCAGGGUGGAGGGCAAAAGCCAAAUGGCACCCUUACCAACCGUCAUCUCUGACCAGCAGACCUGCAAAUACUGCCCUCAGAGGAGAAACUGUGCAGUUUACAACAGAGCUGCGGAAAGGGCUCCAGGUGAAUGUCCGCCUGAGGAUUCUCAGGCAUUUCUGCAGUUGGAGAGUGAACAUCUUAGCCAACUCCACUUGCAGUACUUCAACCACUGGCUGCUGCUCUGCAACCUGGAGGCCCACACUGUGGAGAACAAGGGAAGCCGACGCAACAUCUGGUUGCAGUCUGCUCAGGAGAGGGAGAAGAAUGGUGGCUGCAUGGGAGAUAUGGUGCUAGUAGACAGCGUGACGACUCUCUCCAAUGGUGUGUAUGUACACCACUUUGAACGCAGGGACGGAGAGCAUGCUCUCAUUGGUCUCAUUGUUGGGGACAGAGUUGCAGUCAGUGACCAGGACUCCAGGUUCAUUGGUUUAACCACAGGAUAUGUCACUGCAAUAACCAGUACAAGAGUGACCUGUUCUCUGGAUAAGAACCUCUCCAAAUAUUCCUCAAAUAUGGUGUUCCGUCUGGACCAUGAUGAGGGUGUAGGAGGGUUGAGCACUCAUCUGGGAAACCUGGCUAUGCUAAUGGAAAACACUCCGACCAGUGAGAGGCUAAGGCAGCUGAUUGUGGAGUACAGGCCACCCCAGUUUAUCGAUAGCCUCAGCAGUGUGCUGCCACGAGAUGCCAAAGACACCGUAGCCAACAUUCUAAAAGGGCUCAACAAGCCUCAAAAGCAAGCCAUGAAAAAGGUGCUCUUGUCCAAAGACUACACACUUAUAGUAGGAAUGCCUGGCACUGGAAAGACUACCACCAUUUGUACCCUAGUGCGAAUUCUGCAUGCUUGUGGCUUCAGUGUGCUCUUGACCAGUUACACACACUCUGCAGUGGACAACAUCCUGCUGAAGCUGAAGAAGUUUAAGAUCAGUUUCCUGCGCCUGGGCCGAGUUCAGAAAGUGCACCGGGACAUCCUGCCCUUCACUGAGGAGCAGAGUCGGUCAAGGGGCAUUCAUACACUUGAGCAGCUGGAGAACCUCUACAACAAAGAGCUUAUUGUGGCCACUACAUGUAUGGGCGUGAAACACCCAAUCUUCAGCAGACGACGCUUUGACUUUUGCAUUGUGGACGAGGCGUCUCAGAUCAGCCAGCCUGUGUGCCUGGGUCCGCUCUUUUAUGCUCAGCGCUUUGUUCUUGUGGGAGAUCACCAGCAGCUGCCUCCCAUUGUCCAGAAUGCUGAAGCCAGGGCUCUGGGCAUGGAUGAGAGCUUGUUUAAGCGUCUUGAGCGCCAUAAGGAGGCUGUGGUUCAGCUGAUUGUGCAGUACAGGAUGAACAGUGUAAUCAUGUCCCUGAGCAACGCCCUGAUGUAUGAGGGCAGGCUGGAGUGUGGGUCGGAGCGGACAGCCUCUGCAUUGCUGCAGGUGCCCUACAGGGAGACAGUACUGAGGGAGCUGGAGCUGUAUGUGUGUCAGCCUCAGUACAGCACCUGGGUCCAAGCUGUAUUGGAGCCACAAAAUCCUGUCUGUUUCCUGGACACUUCAGAGGUUCCUGCCUCAGAGACAGUGGAGAAAGGUGGAGUCAGUAAUCGUACGGAGGCCAUCUUGGUGCAUGCUCUCAUCAGCCUGCUGCUAAAGGCCGGCUGCAAGGUGGGUGACAUCGGUGUUAUUGCUCCAUACCGGCAACAACUGAAGGCCAUCUCUAAUCUGCUGGAGAAAGCAGAGUUCAAAGCUGUGGAGGUGAACACCGUUGACAAGUACCAGGGCAGAGACAAGAGCAUCAUUAUCGUGUCUUUUGUUAGGAGCCACCCAGAGGGCAAUCUGGGGGAACUGUUGAAAGACUGGCGCAGGCUGAAUGUGGCCAUCACCAGAGCCAAACACAAGCUACUGAUGCUGGGGUCUGCACCCACCCUGCGCCUUUACGCUCCACUGGAGAAACUCCUCACCCACAUGCAGCAGGAGAACAUGAUCUACCAGCUACCACCUGCUGCUCAUGAGGCACUGCCAGCAAUCAACCUGCGCUAAUGAGCCUCUCAGAAAGCAUGAAGCGAAUGUUCUGCAUUCUACCUCUCAGACUCUGUAAGCAGGGUACCGUUCAGUGUGAAACACCUGUCCAUACAUUUCUUUGGUACAUGACUCACAAGCACAGUGAAAACAGUGAAAGGAAAUACGUACAGUCACCAGAAAUGAAGGAAGG